This is a messenger RNA of Adineta steineri, 378 nucleotides long. Lineage: Eukaryota; Metazoa; Rotifera; Eurotatoria; Adinetida; Adinetidae. The record is from the annotation of a GenBank genome assembly.
AUGCGAUUGAUCAAAGCAACAACAUUUGGAAUAGCUUUGACUAUUUUACUUCUUUGGCAUUGUGAUGCAAGACGUAUAAGAAUAAGAACGGGUUCUUCUGGUGGUUCGUCGAAUGAUUCAUCAUCAAGUCCGCUGAAGACGAUUUUAGGAAUUUUUGCUAUGAUAUUGAUCUGGGGAUGUGCACUAGGUGCGAAAGUUUAUAAAUGUCACCGUAAUGGGCAACGUCGGAAUCAUAUGCAGCAAUCAGUGGCUUAUGCUUAUAGAUAUCCACUCCAACCAUUGAAUAUUCAUCAGGGAGAGGAAAGAAAUUUAACAAAUAUCCAUCCAUACACAAUAGUACAACUACCAAUACCAUCCGAUAGAAAUGGAUGGAAAUGA